GCACAGGCUCUCUGAAAUGUUCAAAUUUAUACCACAGUGCUGUUUAAUGCUUGAACCUGAUUGGUCAGAAGGUGUCAGCUUUAAGUCAUAUCUAAUAUGUUAACAUUUCUGUAGUAACAGUUUUCUGUAAAGAGAUGUUUGUUUAACAUUUAUGGAAGGAGUCUCCAGUGUCAGAGGUAGCGCUGUAAUGUAUAUAUUCCUUACAUAAUCAGAAUAUCAAUAUGCAAUGGUAGCAUAUUCAAAACAUAAAUAUGGAAUAGUUCAGCUAUCAUAAAUGUAUUACUUUCUUCUCUCUCUCUGUCUCUCUCUUUCUUAUCUUCUAGGUCAUACGAUACUGAAGUGAUUGGCGUCAUCCAUGUUGAUAAACAUGAAAGUCUGCGUAACAGCGAUAUCAUUUAUCACCAUCUCUAUCUGUUUUACCGAGACGUUCGAUAUUUAUGAGGAAGUUUGCGAAAGGUUGUGUGUUUGCGAAGAAAAAGAUGGAGUUUCGACAACCAGCUGUGAAAGACGAGGAAUUGUAAGUCUCUCUGAAGUCGGAUUUCUGCGUUUCAACACACACCAUCUGUUUCUCUCAGGAAAUCUGCUGAAAAAACUUUCCUUUGAUGAUUUUUCACGUUAUGAGGGACUCCGAAUUUUGCACCUGGGUAGUAAUGACAUAGCCGAAAUUGAGGCCGGGGCUUUUAACGGACUUAAUGGACUAAAGCGCUUGCACUUAAACAACAACAAAAUUGAGGUGCUCAGGGACGAUACUUUUAUCGGCCUGGAACGACUGGAGUACCUCCAAGUCGACUAUAAUUACAUCAGCCGCAUUGAGCCGAACACACUCGGUGGGUUACAUUGUUUAGAUGUGCUGAUUUUGAAUGACAACUUGCUGUAUUCCUUGCCCAAAAAUGUUUUUCAGUCUGUUUCUUUGACCCACCUUGAUCUUAGAGGGAACCAGCUUAAGGUUCUCCCUUAUAAUGGACUUCUUGAACAUUUAUCCAAAAUUGUAGAAAUACAACUUGAAGAGAAUCCUUGGAACUGUACUUGCGAGCUUAUUGGCCUCAAAGACUGGCUAGAAAGCAUAUCGUACAAGGCGUUAGCAGGAGACAUAGUGUGUGAAACGCCAUUCCGGCUUCAUGGAAGGGACCUUGACGUCAUCUCCAAGCAGGAACUCUGCCCAAGAAGAGCCGUAGCUGAAUACGAAAUGGGUGCUGAAGCAUUUCACAAACCUGAGGCAAUCGCAUCCUCAAAUAUAGUACGCUCUACACAACCCACAAAGAGCAGCCAUCAAUCAGGGAAGCUACGUACCAAACCAACAGCGAGGGCUUCGUCCAGCAAACCGCAAAAUUAUGGCCCAGUGGUGGCGUACCAAACCAAAUCCCCAGUCUCUCUUGAGUGUCCGACCGCAUGCACCUGCAACCUCCAGAUUUCAGACCUCGGCUUGAACGUGAACUGCCAAGAGAGGAAAAUUGAGCGCAUCUCGGAUCUGAAUCCCAAACCAUAUAAUCCCAAAAAGAUGUACCUCACAGGAAACUAUAUCACCUCGUUGCAAAGUUCAGACUUUCUGGACACUACCGGAUUGGAUCUGAUCCACUUGGGCAAUAAUCGGAUAUCCAUCAUUCAUAGCAAAGCAUUUGCGGAGUUACAAAAUUUACGAAGACUGUAUUUGAAUGGAAACUUAAUUGAGCGUCUCACUAAUUACAUGUUCUCAGGCUUAGAAAACCUCCAGUUUCUCUACUUAGAAUACAACGUGAUCAGAGAAAUAGAAACUGGUACCUUUGAGAACGUACCCAAUCUUCAACUGCUAUUCCUCAACAAUAACCUUCUGAAAACAUUGCCAACGGGAGUUUUCAGAGGUUCAAACCUGGCACGGUUGAAUUUACGCAACAAUCACCUACGAAACAUGCCGGUCGAUGGAGUUUUGGAAGAUUUGACAUCAUUGGUGCAGAUUGAUCUGUUUGAGAACCCCUGGGACUGCUCUUGCUCAAUUGUGGAAAUGAAAAAAUGGCUGGAAGAGCUCAGUUCUGGAACCGUGGUGAACGAUGUGAUUUGUGAAUCUCCACCAAAAUUCUCUGGAGAGGAUUUACACCGUGUUCAUUCAUCUGAUCUUUGUCCAGUUGAUUUAAAUGUUCAAACUUCUCUGCUUCCGCCAUCAGAAGAAUCCUUCCCAGGCAGUACUGUCACUUUAGAGACAACACUGGAUUAUAAUUCGCUAGAUCCCAUGAUGCCUCUCUCCGUGCUCAUUCUCACGGUGCUCCUUAUUUUCAUUGUGACUGUAUUCAUUACCGCUGGCCUGUGCACGAUGUUCAAGAUAAAACGGCAGAAAAAGCACAAGAGCAGAAAUACAGACACCCGUUCCUUUGAUAUUAUUUACGUUGACAGACCAGGAGCGAAGGUCAGGACUUCAGCAGGUCACGUUUAUGAAUACGUCCCUCCUCUUCCGGCAUCUAAGUGCACCGUGGAUGGUGUUCUGGAAGAAAGGUACACUGAUUUUGAAGAACAAAAUGCUUUGUCAUAUACCUCGGAUGAGGAAUUGAGAAGCAUCGUAAAUGGUUCGGAGUUUAGUGCAAGCAACAGACCUUCUCCUUUACAAGAAGAUAAUCUUUUUUAUCGAGACAUCCUGGCAAGAAGCCACCAAGGCUCCUGUAGAUCCAGUUUACUGUGCAAACACAGUACGGCACAGUUUUCACCUGAUUACAACGUCCCACAGCAGUAUUUGCAUCCAGAUAGAAUACAGCAGACGAUGAUGUACGUAAAGCCCAACAGGGGUGAAUAUUGGGAGUUAAAUGCACAGCUUAAUUUUGAGCCGGACUAUCUGGAAGUUCACGAGAAAAGGACAACAUUCACUCAGUUUUGAGUUGAUACAACUGUUCUUUGUCUUGGAUUUUGGAAAUGUCUAAUUAAUAGCAGGGCUGAUAUUGAUAAAGCUUCUGAGAAUAACUCCUAGAAGUCUAUUUAAGACCAAACAUGUUAGUUAAAAGCUGGGAACAUUUUUAUGAACAUUUUCAGAGCAAAUGUUGGCAAGGAGUUAAUCUUAAGAGUAAAUCUUCAUCAUGAAGUAUGACAUUUGCACCACUGUAAAUCUAUCAACCAACACCACAUUAACAUAAUACGAACCAAUGGAUGUGCACCAACCAGAUGUAUAUGAAAAUCACAAUUACAUCAGUUCUGAGUUCUAUCUUAUGUUUAUUAAAUAAUAAUAAUAAUAAUAAUAAUAAUAAUAAUAAUAAUAAUAAUAAUAAUUAGAAGAAGAAGAGGAAGAAGAAUAUCCACAAAUGGCGAUCUGAGGGGCCCAAGCACUCUGUUUUUUGUUUUUGUUUUUAAAUAACACCCCCAGUGGCCAGUUCUUUCCAAGUUACACAGAAUAAUAAAGAGCCUGUAGAUGAACAAAUUGUUUAAGAUUCAUGACAGUAGCUCAAUGCUUAUCUUGUGAAUUAUCUUCUGAAAACUGAUUGGCUGGUGGUGGCUAUUAUUUUUUAAAUAAUCCAGUCAUCAUCAUAAAACCAUGUACAGAUUGGCACAAAGAUGCAGUACAGAAAAAUCUUACCUCAAUCUGAUAUACUCUUCCUGAGAAACAGUUAUCUCCACUUCACUCCGUCCCCCAGCGUUGACCAUACCUCAAACCUUACACACGUCCUCGGAAUCUUAUCCUGAAGAUGCAUUUCAACUUCUGUGCAAAUACAUGCAACCAGAUUGAGUAAAAUUAAGUAAAUAUAAGAAGAUUCUUUCGAUCAUAAUGCAGUUCACUAGAUAUUGGAUAAAAAAUAAAACACUUUGCAAUAGUGCUACCACUGGGCUGGUUGGGCUCAUCUCCACGGCUCAUCUCCACGGCUCUUCUCCACGGCUCUUCUCCACGGCUCUUCUCCACGGCUCUUCUCCACGGCUCUUCUCCACGGCUCAUCUCCACGGCUCUUCUCCACUGCCUAGCAAGAGGGAGUACUAUCUACUGACCAACUUUCAUGUCUGUACCACCAGCAGUUUGGUCUGCAGGAUUUGUUUUAACAGAAGAAGAAGAAGAAGAAGAAGAAGAAGAAGUGCUUGGACCCCUAAUAACCUGCACUGACGUCUUACAGCUGCUCUAUAUUUACUGAAAAGUCUAAUCAGGAUAAGAAAAGAUGCUUUUUGUCCAGAAGCCAUACAAUAUAUUGCACUGUUUUACUCUCGAGAUCAAACGAACAGAGCAGCCGUAACAGUUCCUCGAUCAGCCAUUAAUGCGUUGUUUCUUAUAUUUUAAGAUAAUUGAUUACUAAUCGAAUCUGUGAUUUUAAAAAUCUCCAUGACGACCAGGAAGGUCUGUAAGCUCUACUGUAUUAACAGUUUGAGACGCUGCUCUUGAAGCACUCCUAAAUUCUCGCCCAUUAAAGAUAGUUUUUCACAUUGCUCCCAUUCUUGGGCAUAAGUUCUUAUGUAGUGCACAUUUUUCUGCAAACCGUUUAUAUCAGGAACUUGGUCAUCUCUUGUAUGCAGCCAUAACCUCCUUGUAGUGGCUGGAAUAUCCUGAGUUUUGCAAUUCAGGAUCCCCAAAAUGUCGGUGAUCCACCUGUAUAUUUUACAGCAAAGUAUCGGGUGAUUUUCCUUUGACUACAGAUUCAUUUUCAACAUGCUGAUGGGGUUUCUGAAGUUUUAUUUGAGGUCCCCCUGACCACACAUGUCCAGUUGUAUGUGCACUAAACUUGGUGAGGUUCAGGAGCUGCAGUUUGUAUGUUUCGCUCAGGAAGGGCUUCUUUUGUGCCAUACAGCCUGUUGAGUCCGCUUGUCCCCUAAGAGGGAAGGGUUACUGCAAAUCCAUUUAAAGUGUGCUGAUAAUUUGGGUCAUUUUAAUUUGAUGCUUUUGAAGGCUUCCUGUCACAAAGCUUUGGGUGAAAUGCUGUGGCCAGUGGAGUUUAUACAGGGUUUAAGAGGAAAUGUUGCAUUUCCUUUCCCUUUCUGCUCUUUUAAUAAAGGAAAUAGCAAUAAAUUUACAUUUUAUUUAUAAGUGUUUCUACCAGCCAGUGUGGGGCUAUUUUAUACAUUUUACCUUUUGCUUAUGAAAACACAAAAACAGCUGUGUGGGUUAAAAAGCCAGUUUAUUAUGUAAACAACAAAAGACGAUAUAUUAAGAAUAUAUAUUUAAGAGAUAUUUAUUUUACUAUUCAGCACGAGCUGUACAUUCAAACUUUUUUAUAAUUAAAAUAUUUUUUUUGUACAAUUGCAGCUUACAUUUCCUGAAUAUAUUAUUUAAUGUGUUGAAUUUUCAUUUAUUUAUAUUUAUUUUCUACGUAUUGUUUCAUUGGUUUGAUUAAAUUUCUCUUGUAAAACAAUAACUUUUUAUUUAUUUAUUUAUUUAUUUAUUUAAAGUAAUAACGUUUUAGCAUAUUUAAAUCUUUAAAAUGUCUACGGGUCCUUAAAAUCACAUAAUGUACAUAAAGUAAUGUAAUGUAAUGUACAUAUAACAGCAAUGAUGUUUUCAUCUUUGUGCGUGGUUGUAUAAUUAGCCCUGACAUUGCACUAAGUUUAUUAAUAUAUAUCACAGUUUUAAUAUUGACAUCUCAGAUUGAUAUGAAAGUCGUGGUUGUCCUUAUUUGGUCCUUAAAAAGAAGUGUGACAGUGCUGUGUUUAUUUCAUAUUGAAAAAUAAUUGAAUAGAAUUAAAAACUUUACAGUCAUUGAAUUUGUCAGCGUGACUGUGAACUUAAUUUGUCUUGAAAUGGAAAAUAAAGUUUUCUCUCAUCAUUGCAUUACAAACAGUUAUUUCUCACUCGUAGGAACAAUCUGCACACGUGUUUGAGUGAGCAAACUGAUGACCAAGAGCCU
Ictalurus punctatus (channel catfish) is the source of this 5774-nucleotide messenger RNA. It is a transcript of the gene slitrk5b, whose product is annotated as SLIT and NTRK-like family, member 5b. The coding region runs from base 356 to 2839 and encodes 827 amino acids. The record is from RefSeq and is a predicted model, not a curated record. Lineage: Eukaryota; Metazoa; Chordata; Actinopteri; Siluriformes; Ictaluridae. Gene Ontology annotation, molecular function: protein binding. Gene Ontology annotation, biological process: axonogenesis; regulation of presynapse assembly; positive regulation of synapse assembly. The transcript has a single exon. Gene Ontology annotation, cellular component: membrane.